This is a messenger RNA of Entelurus aequoreus (snake pipefish), 3307 nucleotides long. RefSeq names its product V-set and transmembrane domain-containing protein 4-like. NCBI's taxonomy places the organism in Eukaryota, Metazoa, Chordata, Actinopteri, Syngnathiformes, Syngnathidae. The transcript is spliced from 8 exons. Bases 90 to 1055 code for a protein of 321 amino acids. The record is from RefSeq and is a predicted model, not a curated record.
GGGAGAAGAAGAGGAAAAGAAGGCGGAGGAAACUUUAAGCCACUUUUCCUCACAACCAUUGAACUUUAUGGAGGCGGCAGUCGUGGAAAAUGAUCUCCUCUGUGGUCUUUGCUCUCCUGAUUCAAGCGCUUUUUGGAGAUUUGUGUUCUGCCAUAAACGUCACCAUCAGCCCUUCCCCCUUCAUGGUGGCCCAGGAGGGCCAAAACAUCACACUCAAAUGCGUCGUGUCCCAACGACGCCGCAACGCCGCUUUACCCGUAGUGAAGUGGACCUUCCUGCCAGCGGGGUCAGAUAGGCUGGAUGAUGAACUCCUCAUCGCUCGCGUCAACAUGAGAAAGGCCCGUUUCUAUGGGAACUACACCAAGAGCUUCUCGAGGCCAAAGAUGAAGCUGACGGUGGUGAAGCAGGGGAAGAUCUUUGACUUGCUGAUUUUAAACGUGUCGGAGGAUGACCGAGGUCUCUACAUAUGUCGGGUUCAGGAGUUUAAAAAGCACCAGGAUCGCUGGAAGGCCUCGUCCAACUGCACAGCUACAACUGAACUCAGAGUACAUUUGUUUCCGGCCACCGAGGCCAAGGAAAGCUUGUGGAGCUUGUUUGAAGAUGUUUACCUUUGUGCCGGGCUGAUUUGCUCAGUGGGCCUGCUGUGCAUGUGUAUGUUCACAGUGACGGUAACCUGCCAGUACAUACAGAGGAAGCGGCGGUUAAAAGAUAAUUACCACCUGGUCAAAAGCUCACAAAAUAGCUCAGGAGAAACCGUCACAAGUGUGGUCAGCGUAUCUCCUGCUCUGCCAAAGAAGGAGAGAAGAUACAAGAAGAAAAAGAGCAAACAUUACCAAGAGGAUAUCCCACCAGAGAUACCUGCAAAAGUUCCCAUUGGAGACAAAAGGAAACCAAAACUUUUAAAGCCACAACCAAGGAAACUAGUUCUGCCGAAGAUAGUGGAGGAAAAUCUGACCUACGCAGAACUGGAUCUGGUGAAGCCCAUCCCAGACGCAAAGGCGUCGCGCAAUGGCACGGUCUACGCGCAGAUUCUUUUCGGAGAACAGCAGUUAUGAAGAUGCAAACUCCAUUCCUAAAUGUGCUUUUAAGUUAUGUGAAUAGGGUUGUUUAUUUAUAGUCUGUGGUUGUUGUAUUCUAAUAAAUACACAUGUAAAUUGUACAUAUAGUUUUUAUACAAACUUUGACUGCCUUCACAAGCGAUGAUGGUGAAGUCCAAGAUUUACUGCAAGACCACCAAACUGGUUGGAAUUUCAGAAAUGUUAUUUGUGCACUUUUUAUGUGUGUGUGUCAUAGAUGUGUAGGGCUAGCGUAGGGUUGUUAGCUCCCUGAAAAACAAAUGAGGGACACGGAAUAAAAUAGCAGAAUUCACAGAGUCUAUUGUAAAUCCCUAGUGGUAUAAUGUUAUGUGCCUCUGCCUACCCCAAAACAGUCAAAUUAAAUUUUGGUUUGAGCCUAUUAGUAUACUAUGGAGUGCCGAAUGUGAAAGUUUAGUCACACCUUUGUAGCAUAUAUAUUUCUCAGAUUUAACUUACUUUUCUCAGAUUUAGCUAAGUUUCAUCACAUUUAAGUUUAAAUUAAAUGUUGAUGUUAUAUCUAAAUGUUAAAUCUAAACCUAUAUGUUAAAGGCCUACUGAAACCCACUACUACCGACCACGCAGUCUGAUAGUUUAUAUAUCAAUGAUGACAUCUUAACAUUGCAACACAUGCCAAUACGACCGGGUUAACUUAUAAAGUGCAAUUUUAAAUUCCCCGCCACACUUCCGGUUGAAAACGUCUAGAUAUGAUGACGUAUGCGCGUGACGGAAUCAGUUGAUACGGAAGUAUUGGUACCCCAUUGAAUACAAUACAAAAAAGCUCUGUUUUCAUUUCAAAAUUCCACAGUAUUCUGGACAUCUGUGUUGACAGACAGACAGACAGCAGCUUUAUUUGUCCAUUCUUAACAUGUACAAGACACAUAAGAACUGAAAUUACAUUUUCGGCACAAUCCCGCUAAGAGCAGACACAGGGAGACAAGACGGGACCGCCAACGGAUCAGCCACUUACGGCGCUCCUUAAAAAGGUGGGAAAAAGGUGACAUUGGGAAAGGGGGAAGAGUAAAAAAAAUAUCAGUCUGAGGCUGGACCCUCAGGAGUGGUCCAGACUGAGUCCGAGAAAAAAACCUCACAUAGCAUGGCACACAUAAACAUGGUACAUGUAAUCACAACAACUCGCAACAGAGGAGGGGAGAUUUAGGACCCUGGAGGCCGUCUGCCGCUAUUAAAGCGCUGCUCAGCCCCCACAACCUCGGAGGAAUUAAGCAGUGGUGAAGGCGUUGAUUUGGGGAGGGGCGUGUGCGUGCAUGUAUGCCCAAUUAACUUGGGUGGGAUGUUGAAAUUGUCUUUAUGGACUGAGGCCGAUCUCAAGAGUUCAAGAGUUCGACCCAGGUGCUUUUUGAAAAAAAGGAAGGUCAAAAGCGUCCAUCUUUGAGGAGUCCUCAGGGGAGUUUUCAAACAGCCAGUUCCUCAAGGCCAUUCGAGGGAGUCAAAUCGUAGAUUAAGAUGUUGUUUUUUCUUCGAGCAGUCAAAACAAUGACAUUCCUGCUCUGUGUGCUGGCUUCGACAAUUCCAAUUUAUUCUUUCUCUGCGAACUUCAUCAAGAUGGCAUCCAUUUUGCGAUUCAAAUCAGCAAUCGCUCCCGUCUGUGAUCCCACAGCACGACCCAAUCCUUCCAUUGCGUUGAACAGCCUGUUGGCCCCUUGAGUGGCUGCCAUCGUCUUCCGAAUUUGACGAUACACCAGAGCAAUGCCCAGCCCAAUCAGCAAAUGCCCUGCGAUCACAGCUCCAAAUAGGUAGAUGUCUUCCACGUCCUCGAUGGAAAGGACUGAGAGGCACAUGAUUCUCCAAGUAUUCCAGGAAUCUCUCACGUACCCCGCAGCAAUGGUUCCAUCAGGGCAGCCAGGCUCCCCCGAACCUCUUUUCCUUGUCGAAAAGACUGUCAAUUGCGUCGAGAGUCCAGUUGAUCAAAUUCAUUUUGAUGUCUAGAUUUGAGGACAGCUCAAGAAAAGCGGCUUCAAAAAAGUUCAGACAAGACAAGGACACAAGAGAGCAAGCAGGGAAGGAGGAGCAGGGAAAAAUGCGACCACCCUCACCAAGAGGCAAGACAGAAAGCAUCACCAACACAUCUGUGUUGUUGAAUCUUUUGCAAUUUUUUUAAUGAACAAUGGAGACUGCAAAGAAGAAAGUUGUAUGUGGGAUUGGUGUAUUAGCGGCGGACUACAGCAACACAGCCAGGUGGACAGAGAUGGAUAGCAGACGCGCUAGCCGCCGAA